Annulohypoxylon truncatum is the source of this 2681-nucleotide messenger RNA. Its product is annotated as anaphase-promoting complex, cyclosome, subunit 4-domain-containing protein. Bases 174 to 2516 code for a protein of 780 amino acids. Gene Ontology annotation, biological process: protein K11-linked ubiquitination; positive regulation of mitotic metaphase/anaphase transition; anaphase-promoting complex-dependent catabolic process. The record is from RefSeq and is a predicted model, not a curated record. The transcript has 7 exons. Gene Ontology annotation, molecular function: protein binding. Gene Ontology annotation, cellular component: nuclear periphery; anaphase-promoting complex. NCBI's taxonomy places the organism in Eukaryota, Fungi, Ascomycota, Sordariomycetes, Xylariales, Hypoxylaceae.
CGACGUAAAAGACGGUAACCACCACCCACCAGUCAAGUCAAGUCAAGAGUUCUCGAAGGAAGGAAACAACUUGGAACUUUGAACAAUAAUAUAAUCGACCUCAACUUAUUCGGGAUGCACGAUGAUUAGCAACCUAUCGGAUACUCCCGAAGUCCUUACUCUGAAGAGUAAACAUGACUGAACCAAUUGAGCUCACUCUGCUUAGUGAAUCACGACUCGAUCCCAGGCCGCACAAUGGCCUUCUCACCUAUAACCCCAGCAUCGAACUCUUUGCCGGCGCGGCUGGGCCACAGACUCUCCAGAUUUGGCGAUCAAAUAGCCAAGUCGUGACCAAGAGCACCCAUCGCGGUGAGCGUGAUAAUGUCGAAGCUCUCUGCUGGAAAGCUGAUGGUCAGUUCCUCGCCGUUGGAUGGAGCGAUGGAGUGGUGAGGUUGAUGGGUCUAGAGACCAAUAAAGCCGUUCACCAGAUGUCCAUAUGCGAAGCAGGCAAGUCUCGGAUCACCUGCAUUGGCUGGGGACGUAACAAUGCUGGAAGACGCCCAAAUUCGGCUUCUAUGGCUUCAUCCCUACCCUUAGAAGACGUUCUGACUACGGGACUAUUUCCAAGUGGUAAAAGGCCUGUCGUGGAUCUUCCUCGAGAGCUUACCUUUCUCGAGGUCGAAACCGCUUUACCAAAGCUUAGUCCUUUACCUGCAUCAGGGGGCUCGGGUGAUGAUUCCUUCGUAUUUACCACCAGAGCUUCGCUAGAGUUUCUGUUCCAGCCCUUCGCCCCUCACGAUAGCGAUAAAGUCGACGUCAUGAUUGUUGGCACCAACGAUGGGCAAAUACAUCUCAGUAUCUACGAUUCAUUUAUCAUUGGGACAUUCAAUUACGUUCUACCUCAGCCUUCGGGGAGAGAUGUCACUUUACAACUGUGCCGCCAUGCUUCUCACCCCGACUUAUCAACGCACAUUCUAGUUUUCAAACCAUCUCAAGGCGACAAGGCAUCAACCAUAUAUCUCAUUCCCAUAGACUUGACUUUCAUACACUCCUCGCCAGAGAACCUGUCCCUCUUAGCUUCUAAGACCACAGCUUUACAGAAGUUGUUAAGAUAUGUUAAGCAGGUGCAGAUGCACAUGGUACAUGAGUGGCAGUCUACUCGAGAACUCCCAACCAGGUUUCUGAAUAGCAUCAACGAGACGCUCCGAGAAUCAGGAAACUAUGGUGAAAUGACCAUCGGACAGGCGUUGUACCAUUCAGUUGUAACAGGCCACACGUUUCCAGAUGUCCGAGAAUGGCUGGUUGACCAGUUAGCGGAGCGAGGUCACAAACGCUGGGAUAAAGCCGUCGUAUCUGGCCUUCAGGCGCUCCGUAGUCUUGUCCAUGAGAAUUUCCUUCCGUCAUUGGAGCGUAUCGGUAUUAUUCUCAGCCGUCUCCUCGGCAUUGCACGAUUCCAUGAGUCGAAGGCCGAGACCGGCUUCACCAGCGCGCAGAUUACUAGAGUAAUGGAUAUUGUAUCCUGCUUAAUGCUAGUGGGCAACAAGAUCCUCUUGCUCGUUAUGGAAGAGCUAGAGUUAUUCCAAUCUUUCUCAGUCUGGCUCCGCCACGAGAUCGAUAGGCUCGCAUCUUCAUCAGGGACAGAUGAGCUAACAGAGAAAGAGGCGACGAUGGAACAUGGGAAAAUUCUAGCCUACAUCCAACAAUACAUGCCUGCUAGUCCUUUGCGAAAUCACCUCAGUAAUGUACCCGCGGAUAACUCAGAGAAAGGUCGCAAGCAGGCUGAAGGUGGAAGCUCUCUAUUAGAAUUGCUUAGCAAGCAGCUCAAGAAGCAGGAGACCGCGCAGCCUGAUGAAAGCGUAUUCUCACAGGUCGAAUUCUUAUGUGGUUACUUAGAUGACAAGGCUGAUGCCAUCUUCGAAGGCAUCGCAGAGGCCGAGAAGCGGAGUGUGCGAUUUGGUCAGCCAACCGCUCUCAAAUUAAAGAACAAUGUCUCGAUGAUCGACGUCACGAUAUCUGUCAUAUCUAAAUCUGAUAUGUCUCAAGCCAUGACGUACACAGCCCUCACAACAGAGAAGGAAGAGCACACCGUGUACAUAUUUCGAACGUCCAUGAGUGUCCUCAAUGGGAUCAGCGGCUCUGUCACUACCGAGGUCUCUUGCAUGGAUCUCGGCGAUGGAACAGUGCUUGAUCUGAAAUUCCUAUAUAACCACAGCCUGCUCGUCCUAUGGGCUCCAAAGGGUCAACCACCGCGGAUUAUCAGAAUACCGCACAAAUCCGACGAGUUGGGCUACCAACCGUAUACUUCUGGGGACAAGGUCGUCCCUCACGUCCUCAGCAACGACCAAGUCACCAGCGUGUUCACGAACAUGACAGUGCCCUGCGACCCAAGCUUUAUGCCAGUGCUCAUGGAGGUCAAGGAGGCUAGCUCGGAACGCGGCAAAAUACCGCCGCGGGUCUGUUUACUGGGAAAUGACUUGCAGACGUAUAAGGUCUUCGCUUUGCCGGAGGAUAAAUUUGGUAGGGUCGAGAAAAGUUAGGAUGAGAUCGCGCAGUGAGAGAUGUCACGCAUGUAUGGCAUUGUUUUCGCUCUAUACAGAGGAAUAUAAUUCGGUUUAUCAAUUAAUAGAUGACGAACCGUGAUGUCAAUUAAUAUGAGAGCCCUAGAGAUUGUUUCGUGAUGUUAGUGGUUUGUGAGUUUGUGG